Messenger RNA from Neopsephotus bourkii (Bourke's parrot), 1342 nucleotides. RefSeq names its product SEC14 like lipid binding 2 (gene SEC14L2). The transcript is spliced from 12 exons. Lineage: Eukaryota; Metazoa; Chordata; Aves; Psittaciformes; Psittacidae. The coding region runs from base 99 to 1331 and encodes 410 amino acids. Gene Ontology annotation, cellular component: cytoplasm. The record is from RefSeq and is a predicted model, not a curated record.
GGCGGGGCGGGCUGGGGGCGGUGCUCCGGAGCCUCCGCAAGCCGCCGGCGGCGCCGGGGCCCGGUAGAGGCUGCGCGAGCCCCCCGGGGCCGGGCACCAUGAGCGGCCGCGUCGGGGACCUGAGCCCGCGGCAGGCGGAGGCGCUGGCGCAGUUCCGGGAGCACGUGCAGGAUGUGCUGCCCUCGCUGCCUGCACAGGAUGACUAUUUCCUCCUCAAAUGGCUCCGAGCGCGCUCCUUCGACGUGCCCAAGUCAGAGGCGAUGCUCCGCAAGCACCUUGAGGUCCGCAAGCACAUGGACGCCGACCACAUCGUGUCCUGGGAGGCCCCCGAGGUGAUCCGCAGGUACAUGUCGGGCGGGAUGUGCGGCUACGACCGCGAGGGCAGCCCGGUCUGGUACGAGAUCAUCGGGCCGCUGGACGCGCGGGGGCUGCUGCUCUCCGCCUCCAAGCAGGACCUGCUCAAGAACAAGUUCCGCGACUGCGAGCUGCUGCGGCACGAGUGCGAGGAGCAGAGCAGGAAGCUGGGCAGGAAGAUCGAGACGGUGCUGAUGGUGUACGACUGCGAGGGCCUGGGCUUGAAGCACCUCUGGAAGCCAGCGGUGGAAACCUAUGGGGAGCUCCUGUCCAUGUUCGAGGAGAAUUACCCCGAGUCCCUCAAGCAUCUGUUCAUUGUGAAGGCCCCCAAGAUCUUCCCCGUUGCCUACAACCUGGUCAAGCACUUCCUGAGCGAGGACACCCGCAGGAAGGUCGUGGUGCUGGGAUCCAACUGGAAGGAGGUCCUGCAGAAGCACAUCGACCCCGAGCAGAUCCCGGUGGAGUACGGGGGCAGCCUCACGGACCCCAAUGGGGACCCCAAGUGCUCGAGCAAGAUCAACUAUGGGGGGGACGUGCCGCAGCGGUACUACGUGCGGGACCAGCUGGCGCAGCAGUACGAGCACAGCGUGGUGGUGAACCGGGGCUCGUCCCACCAGGUCGAGUACGAGAUCCUCUUCCCCGGCUGCGUCCUCAGGUGGCAGUUCCGGACGGAGGGCGCUGACGUGGGGUUCGGGGUGUACCUGAAGACCAAGGCCGGGGAGCGGCAGCGCGCGGGGGCCAUGACUGAGGUGUACCCCAACCAGCGCUACAACUCCCACCUGGUGCCCGAGGACGGGUCCCUGACCUGCUCCACACCCGGCAUCUACGUGCUGCGCUUCGACAACACCUACAGCUACCUGCACGCCAAGCGGCUCAGCUACAGCGUGGAGGUGCUGCUGCCGGAUGCCGCCGCCGCGCAGCAGAUCCAGCGCCUCGGGGACCGGCCCAGCGAGGAGAGCCUCAACCACAGCCCCUAGCGCUGCACCCC